GAAGCGGCAUAAUUUACUGUCGUACUCGUGAUGAAUGCGAUCAAGUAGCACAAAUGCUGAGCUUUGCGCAUAUUCAGUGCCUCUCCUAUCAUGCGGGGCUUUCAAAUAAGGUAAACAUUAAAUGUCAGCAUCGAAAUUCGAUAAUGCGCGAUGAGGUCCAGAACAAGUGGAUGAAAAACGAGGUACCGGUGAUUGCUGCGACAAUAGCCUUUGGUAUGGGUAUUGACAAACCGGAUGUGCGUUUUGUUGUCCAUUGGACUUGCCCACAAAAUCUUGCUGCCUACUACCAAGAGAGUGGAAGAGCUGGCCGUGAUGGCCAGAGAAGUUAUUGUAGGAUAUACUACAGUCUAUCUGAUAAGGACUUUCUGCAUUUUCUUGUCAGAAGGGACUUGGCUCUGUUGAAGGGCAAGGGCAUCAGUGAAGAGUCAAAAAAGCAACAAGCGGCGGCCAUGCAGCUUGGGUUGGAAAAGAUGGUGGACUAUGCAGAAGUAGCACAUUGCCGUCAUGUGUGUUUUGCAAAGUACUUUGGAGAAAAUGACCUCCCUCCCUGCCGUCAACAUUGUGACUUCUGUAAAGAUCCAAAAGGGACAGCGAGAAGAGCUUCUCAGUUCCAGGUAAUCCUUUUUGUCCCUUCUUUCUCCCAGUUCAGUAAUAUCUGGUUUUUAGACCGCUUGUACUUCGACUAAAA
This is a messenger RNA of Cylicostephanus goldi, 688 nucleotides long. Lineage: Eukaryota; Metazoa; Nematoda; Chromadorea; Rhabditida; Strongylidae. The record is from the annotation of a GenBank genome assembly.